This is a messenger RNA of Clonostachys rhizophaga, 423 nucleotides long. NCBI's taxonomy places the organism in Eukaryota, Fungi, Ascomycota, Sordariomycetes, Hypocreales, Bionectriaceae. The record is from the annotation of a GenBank genome assembly.
AUGGCCUACAAGCAAUGGAUUUGUAUCAAGAUUCGAAAUCGCAUGCACAAGAGUGAUAUUCGAGUCAGGGAUGCCAGGCUCGAGUCUGGCAAAUUCUACAAGGGCAGUAAAGACAACGAGAUCAGCACAGACGAGGUCGGCAAGCUCGUCGUCCCGCCCCAAGGGCAGGGCAUCAUAUGCUCGUGCGGGCGGUCGGACGCCGCCAUCGGCACCGAGGGAUAUGUGACCUUGUACGAGUGGGACGGCGAGCAUGAGACAAAGAUCUGCCGGGUCUACUGGAGCGCGCCGUGGGGUGCGUACAGCAAUAUCUUCGACAUCCAGGAGUGGGACCCCAGCACUUCUGAUUAUUCCAUUAGCCAUGACCCGGUAUCUCAGGACGGGACAAUUGGGAAUAUGGAGCUUGUGAUUGCCAAGUUGGCCUAA